CUUCACAAGAGGUCCAUGGCAGACAAAGGCCCGGGGGGCAGCCGGCUCCCGCUCGCGCUGCCCCCGGCCUCCCAGGGCUGCUCGCCGGGCGGCGGCGGCUCCUCGGCGGGGGGCUCAGGCAAUCCCCGGCCCCCACGGAACCUUCAAGGCCUGCUACAGAUGGCCAUAACCGCGGGCUCAGAGGAGCCGGAGCCCCCGCCAGAACCCAUGAGCGAGGAGAGACGCCAGUGGCUGCAGGAAGCCAUGUCGGCUGCCUUCCGGGGCCAGCGAGAGGAGGUGGAGCAGAUGAAGAGCUGCCUCCGGGUGCUGUCCCAGCCCACACCUGCAACUGCUGGCGAAGCCGAGCUGGCCACUGACCAGCAGGAGCGCGAAGGGGCACUAGAGCUGCUGGCAGACCUGUGCGAGAACAUGGACAAUGCAGCAGAUUUCUGCCAGCUGUCAGGCAUGCACCUGCUGGUGGGCCGAUACCUCGAGGCUGGGGCUGCAGGGCUGCGCUGGAGGGCAGCCCAGCUCAUCGGCACAUGCAGUCAGAAUGUUGCAGCCAUCCAGGAGCAGGUGUUGGGUUUGGGUGCCCUGCGCAAGCUGCUUCGACUGCUCGACCGGGACUCCUGCGACACGGUACGCGUCAAGGCCCUCUUCGCCAUCUCCUGCCUCGUCCGAGAGCAAGAGGCUGGGUUGCUGCAGUUCCUCCGCCUGGAUGGGUUCUCCGUGCUGAUGCGGGCCAUGCAGCAGCAAGUGCAGAAGCUCAAGGUCAAGUCGGCAUUCCUGCUGCAGAACCUGCUGGUGGGCCACCCGGAACACAAAGGAACCCUUUGCUCUAUGGGGAUGGUCCAGCAGCUGGUGGCCCUUGUGAGGACAGAACACAGCCCUUUCCAUGAGCAUGUGCUCGGAGCCCUGUGCAGCCUUGUGACGGACUUUCCCCAGGGUGUGCGAGAAUGCCGGGAGCCUGAGCUGGGCCUGGAGGAGCUGCUCCGGCACCGCUGCCAGCUGCUGCAGCAGCAUGAGGAAUACCAGGAGGAGCUGGAGUUCUGUGAAAAGCUGUUACAGACAUGUUUCUCCAGCCCUACGGACGACAGCAUGGAUCGGUGAGAUCAGGUGGCUUCUUGCAUUCUCCGUGGGAACCCAGGCCUCCUGCCUCCCUCCUUCCCAGGCGCCCUCUCCCAAGGGAUUGCCAGGCGUGUUCAGGCCUGGGCCUGGGCUGCCAGCCCAUCUCUGGGCAGCCCCCUGGAGGGGUCGCCGAGAACGGUGCUGGCCCUUUGGAUCCCCUCCCUUGCUUUCUGUCCGUUCCUUCUCGUGUCCACACUGCUCUUCCAAUAAAAGCAUUUCUCCUGUC
This is a messenger RNA of Phodopus roborovskii (desert hamster), 1333 nucleotides long. RefSeq names its product HSPA (Hsp70) binding protein 1 (gene Hspbp1). Lineage: Eukaryota; Metazoa; Chordata; Mammalia; Rodentia; Cricetidae. The transcript is spliced from 7 exons. The record is from RefSeq and is a predicted model, not a curated record. The coding region runs from base 16 to 1089 and encodes 357 amino acids.